AUGGUGUGGUCAUGGUGGCCUUUCGGAUUAUCUGGUGAUGAAGCGAACUGUGAUGUGGUGGAAUUCCAAGACGAUGAUGCUCCAGCAGCGCCAAAUUUUGAGCUACUCACUGCUGAGUGGGAGGAACUUCAAAUCGCAGUGGUCCGUGGCUUCCUCGGUACCAAAGAGGUGGAUGAGGUCAUGCAGAUGAAGCAGCAUUUCACGCUGAAGGAAAUCAAUGACCGCGAUGAUGAGUUGGUUUAUAGCCACGAGGUUUGGAGAAUGGAACAUGAACUCAAGGAGGCUUUGCCCCACAUAUAUCACCGCCUAAUGAACCAUUGCAGGGCAUUUGAUGCGGAGCUGUGGCAUGAGAUUGAGAGCGGCGAUCGUUUUUUCCCUGAGAUCGAGUAUAUCGUCUAUGACGUAGCUCGUCUUGGCGAAGCUGGAAAAAUCGAACCGCACACAGACAACCAGUCCCAGGUGACUGUUGUGGUCCUGCUGUCUCACGAGAACGAGUUCCAGGGUGGCCUCAAUCAUUUCGAACCCGGCUUUGACGGUGGAGAGAACCGAACGGCAAGGCUGAAAAGAGGCGAUGCUGUUUUCUUCUAUGGUGAUCAAUGCAUGCACUGGAUAUCGCCAGUGGUUUCGGGACGAAGAGCAAUUCUUCAAAUGGCCACUUGGCAUAUUCAGCAAUUUGUCGUGUUGUGUUGA
Cladocopium goreaui is the source of this 690-nucleotide messenger RNA. The record is from the annotation of a GenBank genome assembly. Lineage: Eukaryota; Dinophyceae; Suessiales; Symbiodiniaceae.